AAACUUUUGAACUCUCUCUCUCUAAAAAACAAAAAUCGCUCUCUCUCUCUCUCUCGUUUUGCAGAGUUUACAUAACUGUUCCCAAACUCAGAGGCCAUAAUUUCUUGGGAUUUUCGUUUCUCAGUUCUAAUUAAAAACAGAAUGAACCACGAGUAGAACCGUCAUGGACGGUCCGCAUCCCUCGACGACAGAAAAUGAAUAGCAACAGCAGCAGAGGAGAAGCCAGCGACAGCGGUGGGCGAUUCCACGCGGUGCAACCUCUUCGUGACUUGGAAUCCAACUGGGCCGUUGAUCUCGCCAAGAACCUCGAAGGCUACCUCUUGAAGAUUUGCUCCGGCGAAAUCGACGGCGACCACGAUAACCCCCACUUCUCCGUUAACUUUGCCGAGGCGGCUUUAUUGCUUCAGGGUUCAAUUCAGGUGUACAGUCGAAAGGUUGAAUAUCUUUACUCGCUGGUUUUACAUGCUUUGGAGUUCGUUUCGCAGAAGAGGCAGACCGAUCAACCAGAGGGCGUAUCAGACCGAUCAGAAGAAACUGGUUCUCGUGCAGUUCCUGAUGAAGAAGAUGAUCACUUUUGGGGUUUAGAUGACAUCCCAGUGGAAGCUAAGAAUUCCCUGGAUAGUGCCACAUGCAAAGAUGCUCAACCAAAUAACUUCGUGAAGCCUCCUGCAAAUUUAGUUGUGCUAGAAGGUGAUUGCUUAGAUGCAACUGGUGGUGGCAGUGAACUAGAGUCAUAUCUGUUAGCCACCAAUGAUCUUUACCGGGACUUCAUUCUGUUAGACCCAUGUGAUGCGAUAGCAGUUAACAAUUAUUUAAAGGAUGACAAAGCUGGUAAAUGGCAGAAUGGUUUUGGCAGAGGUAGCUCUCUGACCUCUAAAUCUCGAAGGAGGUUUCAGUCUCCUAUUAGCCGAUCCGAGGGAGCCCACAAGUCGUCAGCUGCAAAGAAACAGGAUGCUAAUCUCAAUCCAUCUCCUCCAGUUGAUCAUGGCUGCGAAUUUAAUGAUCAUAAUAUUGGGGAUGAUCAUCAGGCCUGGAACAUCCCUGAUAACAACAUUGAUGGAUUUGAAAUGGAUGGUGGAGGUUCAGAACCUGGGGACUUUGAUGAUUCAGAUGAUGAAGAUGAUCCGUGGAAGUCGUUGAAUCCCUAUGAACCCGGGAAUCUGAGAGUUAAACCUUUUAAAAAAGUGAAAUCUUUCAAAAGGCAGGGGAUUAAUUCCACUAAACGGAUACCCAUAACAACACAGUUCCCUGUUGCAAAAAUGCAUGGUACCAUUAGUGCAGAGCUAUCUGAAGUAUGGGAAGCACGGCGUUGUGCCUCGGAGAGACAACGAGAAUCCAAAUCACCCUCUUUAUAUGAAAAGUUGAGACAUUCACUUGUUCAUGGAGGGCGUGAAACUUUUGAUGCAUUUUGUGAUCCGAAGGAUGACAACGAAGACAAUGAAUUUGAUAAUGGGGGCCUUGAUUUUGAUCCACCUGAUUUUGACAUGCCAGAAAGUCGAUAUGAGUAUGAAGACGUACCUUUGCAACCUGAAAAGCGUGAUGAUGGAGGUGUUUGCUUUGACAAUAACGAGUUUUUUGGAAAUGAAGGCCCAAGUUCACAAGCCAGCCUAGAAGAUCUUUGUCGAUCUCACCUUGAUGCUCUCCUUGCUAGCAUAGCUGAAACGGAAAAACAGACUGAAUUGGCUGCUCGUGUAUCCACAUGGAAGCAGAGAAUUGAAAAGAACUUGGAAGAGCAAGAUUCACGCCCACCAUUUGAUAUUCACAAAUAUGGUGACAGAGUUUUGGAGAAGCUGUCAGUGGAAGCAGACAUUGCAAAUACCAUGUCAUUUGCUGAUGUUGUUAGGGGCCAAGAAAAACACGAUGUUGCUCGAACCUUUUCUGCUCUUCUGCAACUGGUGAACAAUGGAAAUGUCGACAUACAGAGGGAUGGCACUAGCAAUGACUUCCAAUGUUAUACUGCUGUGAAUCCGUUUCACGUGAAGCUCCUUAGCCAUGACAAGAAACAUGAAGAAGUGCAGCUCCGGUCAUCAAAAAAGAGAGCUAAAUCACCAACAAUGAAAGGAUGCAACAAAGGCGAAAGGGACAAGUCACAGUUGAGUCCCAAGUUCCCACUUAAACUAGGAAAGGUCGGCAGCAUCAGGUGCACACCUGAAGGUAAGAGGAGACGAAGGUCUCGACUGGUUGAACCGGUGGACAUGCAUUCUGCAGGUUGACGUUUGUAAUUCAACAAAUCAUGUUGAAUGGCUCAGCAAUGAUGGAAUACCCGGCCAUUGUAAUUGUGUCAUACAUGUAAUAUGGUGUUCUAUCCUUUAACUUAUCAUUGGACAUACUUGUUAACCCAAGGUUUUGUAAUGAAUACGAAUUUUAAUUUUGAUAUGAAUGUUGAUUUGUAAAUUGAAACAAGCCACUCAAGCUCCAUUUAUGUACGGAUUUACUCGUGAGAUGUACUUGUUAACUGAAGGCUUUGGAAUGAAUACGAAGUCUAAUUUU
Messenger RNA from Rhododendron vialii, 2490 nucleotides. Its product is annotated as condensin-2 complex subunit H2. The transcript is spliced from 11 exons. Bases 195 to 2213 code for a protein of 672 amino acids. NCBI's taxonomy places the organism in Eukaryota, Viridiplantae, Streptophyta, Magnoliopsida, Ericales, Ericaceae. The record is from RefSeq and is a predicted model, not a curated record. Gene Ontology annotation, biological process: meiotic chromosome condensation; mitotic sister chromatid separation. Gene Ontology annotation, cellular component: nucleus; condensin complex. Gene Ontology annotation, molecular function: chromatin binding.